AUGGAGAUGACAGUGAUCUCAGCUCAAGGUCUCAAGAAAACGUCGAGCUUAUCAUCUCUUUUCUCUCAUCACCUCCGGCCUUUCAUCACCCUCACCACCACCCCUCCCUCCUCCUCAGGCGGCUUAAACCAGAGCCCUGUGUACACAACGACGGUGGACCAUGAAGGAGGGGUGAAUCCCACUUGGGGCGAUAAGUUUGAUCUUUCUAAUGUUAUUGACUCUAGUUUUUUCUCUCAUAAGUACUCAUGUAUAUACCUACAAUUAUACACAAACCGUCUCUUACUGGGUCCUAGGUUUUUGGGAUGGUGUGGGAUUCCGGCGUCGGAUAUUGCCGAUGGGUUUUCUCCGGCAGGAACUGCGAGGCAAUUGAGUUACAGGUUAAGAAAAAAGGACGGUUCGAGGGGUCAUGGUGUUGUUAAUGUGGUUGUGAAGUUAGAUAGUUCGCUUUUUCAGGCACGGAGGAGAGUAGAUUCUGGUGUGCAACGGUUGCCGGAGGUGAGGUUUGACCGGGUGGCGAUUGGAAUUCCGGUGAAAAUGUUGCCUGCGGUUAGUCAUCAGGGAGUUCAGUAG
Lactuca saligna is the source of this 570-nucleotide messenger RNA. The record is from the annotation of a GenBank genome assembly. Lineage: Eukaryota; Viridiplantae; Streptophyta; Magnoliopsida; Asterales; Asteraceae.